AAAAAAAAAAGCAAAGCACAUAGAAAAAUUGCUAGAAAUACUUAAAAAGAAAUGAGAAAGCAGGCUCGGACAGAGCUCAACCCCCGCCCUGAACCCAACACCUCAAGGCUGGGGAUGAUGCCCGGUGCACGCGUGGGGCGUUAUCCCGACAGGGCGUUGCGAUCGGGGAAAUAUUUAACCACGUCGGCGUCAUCGUGUGGGGCAGGCGGUGCAGGCAUGGAGGGCAGCGAGUGCCUGCAGCUGUUGCUUCGCCGCUGCCGCGAGGCCAAGGACUGCGCCUACUGCCCCUACAGCCGCUUCCCUGUGGGCGCCGCGCUGCUCACUGCCAGUGGGGAGAUCUUCUCCGGGUGCAACGUGGAGAACGCCUGCCACAGCCUGGGGGUGUGCGCCGAGCGCACUGCCAUCCAGAAAGCCAUCUCCGAGGGGCACACACGCUUCAGGGCCAUGGCCAUUGCCAGCGACAUGUCGGACUUCAUCACGCCCUGCGGAGCCUGCAGACAGGUGAUGAGAGAGUUUGGCACAGACUGGGACAUCUACCUGACCAAACCUGAUGGCACCUACAUUGUGAAGACACUACAGGAGCUCCUGCCUCUCUCCUUUGGCCCUGAGGACCUGCAGAAGGCAUGAGCUGCACACCUGUGCUUCCUUUUUGGCGCUGGGGACGAUGGAUUAUUCCCCCAGCUUUCCCUCUGUGCAAGUGGCUCCACAGGAAUGAUGCCAUGCAAAAGGAUUUGCUGCGUGGAUGUUGCUUGGAUCCAAGGCUGCAAAACUGGGGACAAAAAGCAACUUCAGCUUAAAGUCUGCAACAUUAUCCACCAGCCAUUUGUGCACAGGCAGCUCGCUGUUCAGUGGGCUGUCACUGCAGGGCCUCUGCCCCUUUUUGCCUAUUUUUCUUUUUCUUUCUUUUUUUUUUUUUUUUGCUUGCUUUUAUUACCAUUUGUGGAGACAAAGAGGAGUUCUGGGGGAGUUCACUGAUUGUCCUGGCAAUUAAAUUAUGCAUAACAGAAAGAAAAGCUGUGUUACUUUAACGAGCUGGGCCGUGCUCUGUGCACCAGUGCCCCAUGCCCUGUGCUCCAUGCCCUGUGCCCCAUGCCCUGUGCCCUGCAGCGUGCUCUGCUCUGCAUGCACCAUGCCCUGUGCAGCACACACUGUGCACUGUGCACUGCAUGCUAUGCAGCCAUGCUCCAUACACCGUGCUCUGUGCACCUCAUGCCGUGCACCAAUGCACUGUGCACCUAUGCAACGUGCAUGAUCACCGCGCUGUGUAUCAAUGCACCAUGUGCCAUGCACCAAUGCACUGUGCACCAAUGCAUCCAGCUCCGCGCACCCAUGCAUCAUGCGCUGCAUGCCAAAUGGACUGUCAUCGUGCACCGUGUGCUGCACUUAGUGCACCAGAGCACCACACACUGUGCACAAAAGCACCAUUCGCUGUACGUGUGCACUGCACACUGCUGUGAACCAAUGCACCAUGCACCGUGCAAUGCACUUUGUGCACCAAAGCACCACGCGCUGUGCAGCGCUCCGUGCACCAAUACACUGUGCUCUGUGCACCAAUGCAUCACACUCUGUGAACCAACACGCUGUGCACUAAUACUCUGUGCUCUGUGCACCAAAGCAUCAUCCACU
Molecule: messenger RNA, 1626 nt
Organism: Numida meleagris (helmeted guineafowl)
Lineage: Eukaryota; Metazoa; Chordata; Aves; Galliformes; Numididae
Gene: CDA
Product: cytidine deaminase
Exons: 4
Coding region: 52-627 (191 amino acids)
Cellular component (GO): cytosol
Molecular function (GO): cytidine deaminase activity; zinc ion binding
Source: RefSeq, a predicted model, not a curated record